Rangifer tarandus platyrhynchus (Svalbard reindeer) is the source of this 561-nucleotide messenger RNA. The record is from the annotation of a GenBank genome assembly. NCBI's taxonomy places the organism in Eukaryota, Metazoa, Chordata, Mammalia, Artiodactyla, Cervidae.
AUGGAGAGUGAAGGAAUUGAGAAUAGGAAUGUUGUGGAGCAGAGGAUCAAAAGGCCAGGUAUAGCAACAAAGAAAAUGCUAAUCAUGUCAAGCAUGAUUUGUGGAGGUAUCGCCUUUCUUCUUUGGGCAGUGUUAGGAUUUCCUCAAAAGUCUAAAAAUCCAAUGAUCUUCUACAACAAGACAUGCUCUGAGGAUGCAAUCACAUGUCUACAAAGCUGGAGCCGAAUCAAUAAUAAUUGCUUCUUUCAAUCUGAACGUGAAAAAACUUGGAUGGAUGGCCAGACAAAGUGCACGGCUCACUCUGGAUCUCUGGCCAUAUUCAGCUCCAAGAAUGAAGUGGAAUCUUUGAUGCCCUAUCUGGGACCCUCUUGCUAUUGGAUUGGACUGAAAAUGGACAGCACAAGCAAACUCUGGAUAUGGACAAAUGGAGAUGCAUUCAGCAACUGGUUCAGUAUUGACGGAAGUGGAGAGUGUGCCUGCAUGUUUCAGAAGGGCAUAAGUAGUGACAAUUGUAGUGAUGCAAGAAAGUACACAUGCAGCAGAAAAGGGUUUUGUCCUUAG